AUGGGCCCAGCCGAUUCUCCAUAUGCCGGCGGCGUUUUCUUCUUGUCCAUCCAUUUCCCAACCGACUACCCAUUCAAGCCGCCAAAGAUCUCCUUCACAACCAAGAUAUAUCAUCCAAAUAUCAACGCCAACGGUAACAUCUGUCUGGAUAUUCUAAAGGACCAAUGGUCUCCUGCUCUAACUUUGUCAAAGGUCCUAUUAUCCAUCUGCUCUUUGUUGACAGAUGCUAACCCAGAUGAUCCUUUAGUACCAGAAAUCGCUCAUAUUUACAAGACUGACAGACCCAAGUACGAAGCUACAGCCAGAGAAUGGACCAAAAAGUACGCUGUAUAA
Saccharomyces kudriavzevii IFO 1802 is the source of this 333-nucleotide messenger RNA. RefSeq names its product E2 ubiquitin-conjugating protein UBC4 (gene UBC4). The record is from RefSeq and is a predicted model, not a curated record. Gene Ontology annotation, biological process: protein polyubiquitination; ubiquitin-dependent protein catabolic process. Gene Ontology annotation, cellular component: nucleus. The coding region runs from base 1 to 333 and encodes 110 amino acids. The transcript has a single exon. Lineage: Eukaryota; Fungi; Ascomycota; Saccharomycetes; Saccharomycetales; Saccharomycetaceae. Gene Ontology annotation, molecular function: ubiquitin conjugating enzyme activity.